AUGAGCGAUGGACGGAAGUUUGGCUGCUGGGGCAAGGGUCCCGGAGUCCCUCCGCCCCCCCGGGUGCCCAUUCUGGUGGAACCAGCCAACACCAUCCUGGUGAAAAAGAUCAACUGGGAGGUGCAGAGCCGCGGCAACGCUCCAAAGGCGGUCGAGCGAUGGCUGCAAAGUGUUCCGUCGCACCUGGACGUGACGCGGGGAGGGUGUCCGGAGCGAGGGCAACCAGCGGAUCAUUUGUGCCUUACGCCACGCUGGGGCAUCAGGCGCCUGCUGGCCAGCGACAGCGAUGACAUUUGCACCACUCCGACUCCAAACUGA
This is a messenger RNA of Cladocopium goreaui, 318 nucleotides long. The record is from the annotation of a GenBank genome assembly. NCBI's taxonomy places the organism in Eukaryota, Dinophyceae, Suessiales, Symbiodiniaceae.